Messenger RNA from Physcomitrium patens, 1070 nucleotides. RefSeq lists its product as uncharacterized. NCBI's taxonomy places the organism in Eukaryota, Viridiplantae, Streptophyta, Bryopsida, Funariales, Funariaceae. The record is from RefSeq and is a predicted model, not a curated record.
CCUGCUACAGUCAAGCUCCUUUUCUCACGAGUUACCGAUUUUGCGAUUGAUCAAGUUGCGAAGAUUGUUUCGCCCUUUUUCGAUCGAUUGUUUCAUGCUUGGAGGGCAUCGUAGUGCAGUUGAGCUCAGUCAUGGACGGUAGUGCAGGAAUUUGUGUGUUGAGGGUGGUCAUUUCUCUGGCUCUCGUUUUUUGCCUUUGUGCUUCCUCUGCUUUAGCCAUAGUGGACGAUAAAUGCUCCGCUUGCAAAGCUGUUGCUUUGGAGCUGGAGGACUCGCUUGCAAAUGAAAGACCGAGAAAUCACCUAGAUUAUCGUCACCGACUUAAUUCAGAAGGACAACGUGAAGGAAAAGUGAUUGAUUACAGACUUAGUGAGUUGCGAGUGGUGGAACUUCUAGAUGGGCUCUGUUCAAAAAUGAAGGGUUAUGUUCCAAAUAAGGCUGGCCCUGGGCGUACAUUUUGGUUAAAAGUGGAAGGGGGAGUUCCAGAUGCUCCAGAGAUGGCACUUAAUCGGCAGGCGUCAGAGCUACAUUCUAGAGCUAUCGUUGAAUUUUGUGGUCGGCUACUUGAGACUACUGAAGAGGAGCUGACGGAAAGAAUUCGAGUUGGGGAGGUUGCCACUGGAGAGGUUGAACGUGUCUUGUGCAAGGAGCUCAGCAAGAGUUGCAAAGAACUAUCGGAAACAGCAGAACCAGCGGAUGACGAUGAUCUUGAAGAUGAAGAAAUCGACGAGGUCGCCACAGAACGUGCAGAUGAUCACGUUAAAGAGGAUGCAGAAAAAGCUACGAAGGAUGUAUCUUCGGUUGCUGAAGAAACGAUUAGUAUGGGCAGCGAUGGUGAGCUUUAGAAGUCUUUUAUAAAUGACUACUUUGGUAUGGAUAACAUUGAUGGUACUUAUUCUACAUGUAUACAGUAGAAAGUCGUCAAUAAUUUUUUAAUGCAGCAAUCCCGUAGACUUCAGGUGAUCAUGGCGAUGUUCAGUGGUUUCUACCACCCCUUUCGUUCUCAUAUCCAUAUUACUGCAGAAUUUUUUUCCCAGACGACAUUCUCAACGAAACAUAUUAUCUCAGCA